UUCGGGCGUCCAUUUGGGAGUCCCUCUGAUCGGCCCGUCAUGACGGAGAUGGACGGAGUGAUCCGGGAGCACGAGGUCUACUUUGCCACAUUGGCAGAGCAGGCUGAGCGCUAUGACGAGAUGGCGGAGCACAUGAAGUCAGCUGCGCUCUUCGAGCAGGAACUAGAUGCCGAGGAGCGGAACCUCCUGGCAGUUGCUUUCAAGCAAGCAGUCGGUCAGCGCAGAUGUGCUUGGCGCAUUGUUUGCGCAGCCGAGCAAGAGGAGCAGGCGAAGGGCAACCACAUGACCACUGCCAGUGCGCGUGGCUACCGAAAGAAGAUCGAAGCAGAGCUCACGAGCCUUUGUCAGACGAUCCUGGCGCUGCUAACAGACAAACUGAUCCCUGGCGCGACCACCGCAGAGGCCAAGGUGUCUUACUACAAGGCACAAGGCGACUACUACAGGUACAUGGCAGAAAUCAGCGACGACAUGGAUCGGACGCGAUCCACAACGGCGGCGAAGGCAGCAUACGAGGAUGGCACCAAAGUGGCCGAGACCUCGUUGAAGGUGACCAGCCCAUUCCGCCUCGGACUGGCUUUGAACCACGCCGUGUUCUAUUACGAGGCUCGGGAGCACCUUGGAGCGGCACCUUGGAGCGGCACAGCGCACGGCAUGGAUCCAAUUGGUCCCAAGACACGCCGUUUGGCUCGAGAUGCUCUCAUGGCAGGCAGGGGCAAGCCGGUCAGCCGGUCUGUGUAGCAGUUCAACUGGAUUGGGCUUUGCUGAGCUUAAUUUGCACGUAAAGCAGGUGGCAACAGAUUUGGUGGCCAAGCAUCGCCGUUGCAGUACACAUAGCAGACUGCAGUGCAGGAUCCUAUUUUCUGGACCAAAUUCGCAGAUUCGGGCUGGAAAUGCCCUUUGUGUCGAACCAGGAGCUUUCAAGUCGACUCUGUGCGCGUCUUCGUGAAAUUGGAUGCAGUGAGCCAGGAUGGCCUGGUGCAGUGGAUUCGGAAGGUGUCCAGCGUGGCAGUGACGGCAAUCUUUGCGGUGCGGCGCAAAGUGCGCGAUACACCAAGCAACCUGGCCACACCGAGCAUAUGACACAAAGGUAGCAUAAGGUAGCAUAAGCUAGCCAGAUAGACACGUUGACAGGGUCACAAGUCAAUGCAGCCGACUUAGCACUGCUUUUCGAG
Molecule: messenger RNA, 1172 nt
Organism: Effrenium voratum
Lineage: Eukaryota; Dinophyceae; Suessiales; Symbiodiniaceae
Source: the annotation of a GenBank genome assembly